Molecule: messenger RNA, 736 nt
Organism: Glycine soja
Lineage: Eukaryota; Viridiplantae; Streptophyta; Magnoliopsida; Fabales; Fabaceae
Product: NADH dehydrogenase [ubiquinone] 1 beta subcomplex subunit 10-B-like
Exons: 3
Coding region: 66-386 (106 amino acids)
Source: RefSeq, a predicted model, not a curated record
AAAAACAAGCGAACUGCAGAAACGCAAUCAGAGGAAGAGAAGAGACACUGAGGUCGUUGGCGAGAAUGGGAAGAAAGAAGGGGUAUGUUGAGUUCGAGGAGUCGCCGCCGGACGAUUUCGAUCCGGCGAAUCCGUACAAGGACCCGGUGGCGAUGCUGGAGAUGAGGGAGCACAUCGUGAGAGAGAAGUGGAUCCAAAUCGAGAAGGCCAAGAUCAUUAGGGAGAAGCUCCGCUGGUGCUACCGCAUCGAAGGCGUCAACCACCUCCAGAAGUGCCGCCACCUCGUCAACCAGUAUCUCGAGUCCACCCGCGGCAUCGGUUGGGGCAAGGACGGUCGCCACCCAUCUCUCCACGCUCCCAAGGUUGACCCUGUUGAGUCUGAAUGACCUUCCUGUGGACAAUAAUAACAAAAAAAAGGGAAGACCGUUUAUCCAACUGAUCAUAUUGCUGAAUCGGAUAUUGGGUUGGAGAAGUGCUUGUUGCAGUUAUUGUGUUCAUGUUCUUUUUCUUUAGUUGAACUUCCUGCAAACUACAACUGUAUUUUGACUUAGCCUUGGCUAUUUUUCCUUGGCUCAUUAGUCUUAUGUUGUUUGUUACCAUUUAAAUGUAAACAAGCAAGGAAAGGCUAUCAACAAAGUACAUCACAAUCAGAUUAUGAAAUAAGUUUAUUCGUUCCCUGUUGAUUGUACAUGUUAUCCAUUCCGAAUAUUCAAAGUAAGACUCUUUGAAACUCAAA